Molecule: messenger RNA, 983 nt
Organism: Esox lucius (northern pike)
Lineage: Eukaryota; Metazoa; Chordata; Actinopteri; Esociformes; Esocidae
Gene: crybgx
Product: crystallin beta gamma X
Exons: 6
Coding region: 19-645 (208 amino acids)
Biological process (GO): lens development in camera-type eye; visual perception
Molecular function (GO): structural constituent of eye lens
Source: RefSeq, a predicted model, not a curated record
UGACAUCCACGAGCUGACAUGAACAUCUUUACUAAAGUCUACGGACUAGCCCAACAAACCAGCAAGCUGGGGUCUGUGCUCCAACGAGCCUUCUACGGGUCCAGUGGGAGGGUGACCCUUUUCGAACAGCGUAAUUUCGCCGGCAGACGUCUGGACCUAAGUGCCGACUGCCAGAAACUAAGCGACAAGAACUUCCCAGAGAGAUGCAACUCUGUGCAGGUGGAGAGCGGAGCAUGGGUGGGCUACGAGCAUGAGAACUUCCGAGGACGCCAGUACCUGUGGGACAUGUCAGAGAGGGGCGAGUACAACUGCUACGACAAGUGGUGCGCUCAGGUCGACCAUGUGUCCUCGGUGCGCUCCAUCAAACAGGAUUCUUCUCCCGCCCGGGCUCACCUGUUUGAGAGACCGGGCUUCUCCGGCAGGAAGACGGAGCUGCAGGAUGACAUCCCUAACCUAAUGAGUCGUUACAGCCUCAACCGGGUCGCCUCCAUCCGCAUCCUCGGAGGAGCGUGGGUGGUGUACCAGGAGCCUAACUAUAGAGGUCCACACUAUGUCCUGGAGAAACGGGACUACAGCAACGCCUCUGACUGGGGCUCUCAGAGCAGCACUGUGGGCUCCAUGCGCAGAGUCCGCUUCAGCAACUGACUCACAUAGCACGUCCUCAACUCUCCCCUGGCCUCACACAGCACAUCCUCAACCCUCCCCUAGCUAGCCCCUCAUCUAGCCUCACACAGCACGUCCUCAACUCUCCCCUAGCUAGCCCCUCAUCUAGCCUCACACAGCACAUCCUCAACCCUCCCCUAGCCAGCCCCUCCUCUAGCCUCACACAGCACAUCCUCAACCGUCCCCUAGCUAGCCCCUCAUCUAGCCUCACACAGCACGUCCUCAACUCUCCCCUAGCUAGCCCCUCAUCUAGCCUCACACAGCACGUCCUCAACCCUCCCCUAGCCAGCCCCUCCUCUAGCCUCACACAGCACGUCCUC